Molecule: messenger RNA, 827 nt
Organism: Antechinus flavipes (yellow-footed antechinus)
Lineage: Eukaryota; Metazoa; Chordata; Mammalia; Dasyuromorphia; Dasyuridae
Product: PRELI domain-containing protein 1, mitochondrial-like
Exons: 1
Coding region: 36-695 (219 amino acids)
Biological process (GO): phospholipid transport
Cellular component (GO): mitochondrial intermembrane space
Molecular function (GO): phosphatidic acid transfer activity
Source: RefSeq, a predicted model, not a curated record
CCGACGCUGCCUCGACCCAGACCCCCGCCGGGACGAUGGUGAAGUAUUUCCUGGGGCAGAGCGUGCUCCGGAGCUCCUGGGGCCAAGUGUUUGCUGCCUUCUGGCAGCGUUAUCCCAACCCCUACAGCAAGCAUGUGCUGACGAAGGACAUUGUGCACCGGGAGGUGACUCCUGACCAGAAGCUGCUGUCCAGGCGGCUUCUAACAAAGACCAACAGGAUGCCCCGCUGGGCAGAGCGUUUCUUUCCUGCCAAUGUUGCUCACUCGGUGUACAUCCUCGAGGACUUUACCGUGGACCCACAGAACCAGACCAUGACCACUUUCACCUGGAACAUCAACCAUGCUCGGCUGAUGGUGGUGGAGGAAAGAUGUGUUUACUGUGUGAACCCUAAAAAUAGUGGUUGGACUGAAAUCCGACGGGAGGCCUGGGUCUCCUCCAGUUUGUUUGGGGUCUCCAGAGCUGUACAGGAAUUUGGCUUAGCUAGAUUCAAAAGUAAUGUGACCAAGACCAUCAAAGGCUUUGAGUACAUCCUGGCCAAAUUGCAAGGUGAAGCACCUUCUAAGACACAUGUUGAAACAGUUAAGGAAGCAACUGAAAAAGCAAAGGAAACUGCUCUAGCAGCUACUGAGAAAGCCAAGGACCUGGCCAGCAAAGCAGCCACCAAGAAGCAGCAGCAGCAGCAACACUAUGUUUAAAGGAAUCGCCCUACCGCUUUCCCUGCAACAAAAAGGCCCUGCUGCCUUCCCAGAUCGCCAGUCCCUAAAGCUGACAGCCUCUUGGCAAGACCUGGCAUUGAUCAUUGGACCCAGAGCUCCAGCCCCUGAGCA